CGAUGGGCAUGCCGAUGUCGCGCGUCGACGGCGACGGCCGAAUACGAGGGUUGUCGGGGUCGUACGAGGAUCUGGAGAAGCAUGUCGGUCAAGCAAACGAGUGGGCGAGGCAUUGUCCCAUCGCCGUGCAACUUCGCUUCCGCGUCUUGCUCCGCGAAGACGACGGGGGGUCUGCUUGCGAGUGCAUUCCAUUCACAUGGACUCUCGGCGACGUUGUCAAAGUCCAAGCGAGAAAGCUGCGACGCCACGACGAGAGCACCAUCGACACCCCACAAGACUUAAGCGUCGGCCAGUUCUACUCGAUGUAUUGCUACUUGUCCAACAUCCACGAGUGUGCAUCACGGCGGCCUGCGGCGAUGGCAACCGUUGACGACAAGGGUCAUCGGCUGCGCGAAGAUGAUGCCGACGUCGACACCGAGUGCCAAAUAUGCAUGGAUGCUUCCAACGAGGUCGUGUUGCCAUGUACGCAUAGCUUUUGCCUCGAGUGUUUUCAUUCAUGGCACGCGCGCCACAACACGUGCCCAACAUGCCGCCAGCCUCUUCCUCGGCAACACUCGGACGAGUGCAAGGAACUGUGGACCGUCGCCACCCUCGACCACCACGACUUGGCGGCGUACAUCCAAGACUUGGUCGCCAACGCUCUUCAUGUCCUCGAUCGCUGGUGAUUCCCAGCCGUCCAUUUCACGUCCGUGUAACACACAUGACAUUACAUCGUUCA
This is a messenger RNA of Aphanomyces invadans, 718 nucleotides long. RefSeq lists its product as hypothetical. The transcript is spliced from 6 exons. Gene Ontology annotation, biological process: protein autoubiquitination. NCBI's taxonomy places the organism in Eukaryota, Oomycota, Saprolegniomycetes, Saprolegniales, Verrucalvaceae. Gene Ontology annotation, molecular function: ubiquitin-protein transferase activity. The record is from RefSeq and is a predicted model, not a curated record. The annotation marks the transcript as partial.